Oncorhynchus kisutch (coho salmon) is the source of this 2226-nucleotide messenger RNA. RefSeq names its product stomatin (EPB72)-like 2 (gene stoml2). The record is from RefSeq and is a predicted model, not a curated record. The transcript has 10 exons. NCBI's taxonomy places the organism in Eukaryota, Metazoa, Chordata, Actinopteri, Salmoniformes, Salmonidae. Gene Ontology annotation, biological process: mitochondrion organization. The coding region runs from base 146 to 1210 and encodes 354 amino acids. Gene Ontology annotation, cellular component: membrane; mitochondrion.
CAACAGGGGGACGUGUUUAACCAGUGCACCAAAUUGAUGUUGUAACUUCGUUUCCUGAAUCGGCCGAGGGUCACACAUGAACAAAAAUUCAUUCACUUCACCUAAACCACAUAGCUACAUAUCAGCCAACAAUUAACUUAAGAAAAUGUUCCGAACAUUGUGCCGGACUGGCGGUGCCCUUUUAAUGCAUUCCCAGAGAACAGUGCCCACAGUCCCAGCGUUGUGGGUGACACAAGCCCAGCAGCGAUGGGCGUCCAGUCUGCCCAUGAACACUGUGGUUCUGUUUGUGCCACAACAAGAAUCCUGGGUUGUGGAAAGGAUGGGCCGCUUCCAUCGCAUCUUAGAGCCGGGCUUGAAUUUCCUAAUACCAAUACUGGACAAAAUCCGUUAUGUGCAAAGUCUUAAAGAGAUAGUUAUUGAUGUCCCAGAGCAGUCUGCGGUCUCUUUAGAUAAUGUGACACUACAGAUAGAUGGAGUCCUCUAUCUUAGAAUAUUGGAUCCUUUUAAGGCCAGCUAUGGAGUUGAGGACCCAGAGUAUGCUGUCACCCAACUUGCCCAGACCACCAUGCGGUCAGAGCUGGGAAAACUGACCCUGGACAAAGUAUUCAGGGAAAGAGAGACCCUUAAUACCAACAUAGUCCACUCCAUCAACCAGGCGUCAGAUGAUUGGGGAAUCCGUUGCCUUCGUUAUGAAAUCAAGGAUAUACAUGUUCCACCACGUGUCAAAGAGUCCAUGCAGAUGCAGGUGGAGGCAGAGCGUAAGAAGAGAGCCACUGUGCUGGAGUCUGAAGGUCACAAGGAAGCAGCCAUCAACGUUGCUGAGGGUCGCAAGCAAGCUCAGAUCCUGGCCUCGGAAGGACAGAAAACAGAACAGAUCAACAAAGCAGCUGGUGAGGCCAAUGCUGUCUUAGCCAAAGCAGAGGCCAAAGCUAAGGCUAUCCGGCUGUUGUCAGACGCUCUAGCUGAACAGAAUGGAAACGCUGCAGCUUCCCUCAGUGUGGCUGAGCAAUACGUCUCCGCUUUCUCCAACCUGGCCAAAGAGUCCAACACCAUCCUGCUGCCCUCCAACUCUGGUGACAUCAGUGGCAUGGUCACACAGGCUAUGACUAUUUAUGGCAGCCUGGCUAAGCAGAGCUCAAAAAAGUUAGAAAGUGUGUCCCCAGAGUGGGCGAUGGAGAAGAGUGAGGAGCUUGUACCACCAGCCCAGUAGUGAAGGAUGUCAAGACCACUCAAAGCAGUCACCGAACCGGAAGCAGUGACAGACAACCAUGAGGCGCCAAGGCAUUGUUGCCUGGUCAGCACCACCACUGUCUGGCCCAAAGGACACUGUCUAUCUGUUGAAGAUUGAAGGACAUUGAAACAGGAACAGGAUAAGAACAUAGACUUGUUUAGAGGCCUGGAAACAUCAACCCAUUUUGGAGGAUUCAUGUCACUUACACAUUGUUUAAUUUUGAUUGAGUGUUAUUGCACACAUUACAUACAUAUGUUCCAAUUACAAAUCCACAAGCUGUCAUAUUGGUACUCUUCUCUUGCUUCAAAUACCAAAUGACUGCGAUGAUCGAAAACUAGUAACCUGAUUUAGAGCGUUCUGUUUAAGUGCUGUAUUGUUGUCUUUUAUAUUUCCAACUAUUUGUCCUUCAUAUGUUUUCAUUUCAAUAUGUCAUGAAUGUUUUCCUUCAUGUGAGAGCUUGUGACCUUACAUUAAGAGCCUCCCAGGGUCAGAGCAAGCAGAGGAGGGAAUAAGGUCAGGUAUAUGAAUAGAGGUUAGGAUGCAAUCUUUCCUGGAAUACUUUCAAUUUGGCAGCAUUUAGACGGGCAGACCAUUCUGAUCUUUCUUCUACUAAUUGGUCUUGACCAAUCACAUCAGAUCUUUUUCAGAGCUGAUCUGAUUGGUCAAAAGACCAAUUAAUGAAAAGAAUGAUGCCUGUGUAAAUUAUAAACUACUUCAAGUUAAGUCACCAAAAGUACUUGUAAGAAAAUGACCUUGGAUGGAAAUAGUUUGUUGAAGUGGAAUGUUUUAUUUCACACCAAUACCUAAUGGGAAGGGGCCUCUGUUUUGGAGGAAGGUUUUGCAUAACAUAGCAAGUUUAUUGAUUUAAAUGGCCAAUAUACCGAUAAUGGUCAUCCACGAUGAUACUGUCACUAUUAAAGGAAUUGUGAUUGACUUUAGGGAGGAUUGUAACACCUCAUCACAAUAAAUCUUGGUUUGAAUGAUUUGGAAGUAGA